AUGGUUCUGGCGAAAUGGGGCUUUGAAAUCCCACAUAUGACAAUUGAGGCAGCGCCUAAGCUGGUUUAUUUAUUGUCAUGGAAUGAAUGGCGAAAGGGGUGUAAGGCAGUUCCCCGCUACCCGCAAUGGAUUCCUAUUAUGGGGUUUGACAUCGCUUUAUCAAUGGCGAAGGCACUACGGGAUCAUACGUUUCUUCUCUGGCUUCGAAAAUUGCACGAGACAGGGCCAGACUUCCUUGGCCGACAUGUCAUCCACACCAUUGAGCCAGAGAAUAUGAAAGCCAUAUCAGCGACGGUCUGGAACGACUUUGGGGUCGAGCCAUUGCGUCGCAGGACAGGAGCCAGCAUGCCUUUCGCUGACAAGGGUGUUAACACCACCGACGGUCACGACUGGGCUUUCAGCAGGCUCCUGAUCAAGCCGUACUUCUUGCGGGAGGCCUUUUCGAACACAGAUAGGCUAAAGGAGCACACAGAUAACCUUCUGAGUCUGAUUCCCCUUGAUGGAUCCACAUUUGACAUGCAGAUUUUGAUGCAGCGCUGGUUUCUGGACACUUCUACCCAUUUCCUGUUUGGAGAGUCCAUUAGCUGCCUCCUUUAUCCAGAAAGAGCAGAAAUAGCUUGGGCUAUGACUGAUAUUCUGCGCGGCUUGCGCCUGCGUCUGCAGAUGAGCAAGUGGCUGUGGAUGUUUAGGUGGAAACGUUGGUUGAAUGCGAUCGAGAUAGUCCAUGAGUUUAUUGACCGCCAAGUCGACCGAGCCUACAUUGAAAGGGCUAAAGAGGAAAAUAGCGGAGGCGCAAAUGACAUGGAAUCUACCUUCAGGUUUCAGUCAAAGACUGAGAGAACUGACCUGCUUUGGUCUAUGGUCCGUAAGGUCCCCAAGGAUAAAGCACGGCUGCGGUCAGAGAUGCUGCUCUUGUUUGUGCCGAACAAUGACACAACUUCCAUCUUCAUCAGCAAUAUCUUCUGGAACCUUGCUCGGUAUCCUGACGUCUAUGCAAGAGUGAGGGAGGAAGUACUGUCUGCCGGAGAGAAUGCGGCCCUUACAUAUGAGUGCCUGAGAAAUAUGAAAUAUCUUCAAGCGGUGCUCAACGAGACUCAUCGGCUCUACCCCAAUGGUAUAAUGCAAGUGAGGUACUGUGUUAAAGACACUACACUCCCACUUGGAGGCGGCAAAGACGGAAAAUCACCCAUCCUUGUGAGGAAGGGUGAUGUCGUACAGGUGAACAAAAAUGUGAUGCAGCGGGACAAAGACAUCUGGGGCGAAGACGCCGAUGAGUUCAGACCUGAUCGUUGGUUUGGCCUCCGGCCAUUUUGGAAUUUUGUGCCAUUUGGAGGUGGACCGCGGCGCUGCCCUGCUCAGCUCCUGGUAACGACAGAGGCUAGCUAUAUCAUUGCACGAUUUUGCAUACGUUUCAAGUGUGUUGAGAGCCGUGACCCUGGCGGCUAUGUUCCUGUUAUGCGGGCCGGCCCUGUCAACACUAGAGGGGUAAAGGUUGCGGUCACUGCAGCAUAG
Messenger RNA from Microsporum canis CBS 113480, 1512 nucleotides. Its product is annotated as n-alkane-inducible cytochrome P450. The transcript has 5 exons. Gene Ontology annotation, molecular function: oxidoreductase activity, acting on paired donors, with incorporation or reduction of molecular oxygen, reduced flavin or flavoprotein as one donor, and incorporation of one atom of oxygen; iron ion binding; heme binding. Bases 1 to 1512 code for a protein of 503 amino acids. NCBI's taxonomy places the organism in Eukaryota, Fungi, Ascomycota, Eurotiomycetes, Onygenales, Arthrodermataceae. The record is from RefSeq and is a predicted model, not a curated record.